AUGAUUGAGAGUGAAAAUUCCACGUCGACACAUCUUGUAGUUUGUGUGCAUGGGUUAUGGGGAAACCCGGGACAUUUGCAAUAUCUUGUUGACCAGCUAAUAAAUAAAUACGGAAAUUCGAUUAGUAUUUUGAAUGCAAAAUGUAAUCUGUCAACAUACACAUAUGAUGGUAUCGAUAUUUGUGGAGAUCGUCUAGUCGAAGAGAUCCACGAAAAAAUAAAAAGUCUAGAAGACGAUGGUAUAAAAAUCACGAAAUUCUCCAUCAUAGGAUAUUCUCUCGGAGGCCUAUUUUCGCGAUACGCAAUUGGUAUUCUUUACAAACAAGGAAUAUUUAAUGAAAUACAACCUUGGAUUUUUACUACUUUUGCUACACCCCAUUUAGGCACAAUAUCAAAGAUAUCUAAAGCAAUACCGAAAAUCAUUAGCUGGGCUUCGCCACGGAUUUUAUCAAAAACUGGCGAACAAUUAUCAUGGAUUGAUAAAUACGAUGGAGAUGCUUCGCUACUUUCAGUGAUGUCCGAUCCGAAUCGCAUAUUUUUCAAGGCGCUCGAGUUAUUCAAGUAUAAGAGAAUUUAUGCAAAUACUUUGAACGAUAGAACAGUGCCUUUUUGGACGGCGGCAAUUUCGGAAGUCGAUCCUUUUGAGGAAUCUGAUAAAUUAAUUCUGUCAAAAAAUAAAAAAUAUGACGUUAUUAUCGACUCGGUAUUGCUAAAAGAAGAUCACUGCAAAAAUACGAUUUUUAACAUGGCAAAGUAUCUUUUGGUUGCGGUAGCGGCGCCAAUUCUAGCUCCUCUAUGGAUUAGUUUUGUUGGUGCUAUCUAUGUGCAAGCAUUGUGUUCGCAAAGACGAGUGCAAAAAAUCAUUGAGAAUCGAGUUGUUAAUAAUGUUGUUGAUGAUAAAAAUAAUAACGAUGGCAAAGAAAAACCACGAGAUUUCUCAAAAAUUGCAUCGAGUGUAGAGCGAGAGAACAUCGAAGCAGUGACCAAUUUUAUCUCUAAAAAACCAAAGCUAACAUCAGCUUCAUCUUCGUCAUCCAAAUCGGAGUCCGAGUCAUCUACAACCGAAUCCUAUAACCCUGAACUUUAUUCCUCCUCCGAUUUCCCAUUGGUACCAUUGAUUGACAUACAACGCGAAUCUUGUAAUAAUUUAAACAAGAUAUCGUUUCAAAAGUACAUGGUGCAUAUUGACGGGUAUAAUGCGCACGCAGAAAUUGUCGUACGGAAUAAGUUCUUUAAAUUUUUAGCUGGAAAAAAGCUUAUACAGCAUUUCGUAGAAGAAAGCUUUGUUUUGUAG
Molecule: messenger RNA, 1293 nt
Organism: Ambispora gerdemannii
Lineage: Eukaryota; Fungi; Glomeromycota; Glomeromycetes; Archaeosporales; Ambisporaceae
Source: the annotation of a GenBank genome assembly